Molecule: messenger RNA, 699 nt
Organism: Glarea lozoyensis ATCC 20868
Lineage: Eukaryota; Fungi; Ascomycota; Leotiomycetes; Helotiales; Helotiaceae
Product: F-box
Exons: 1
Coding region: 1-699 (232 amino acids)
Molecular function (GO): protein binding
Source: RefSeq, a predicted model, not a curated record
AUGAAUUUGGUGGAACUACCAAACGAUCUGUUUUUGUUAAUCGUGGCAUAUUUGUCACCAAGAGAUCUCAUUCUCUGUCGCCGAGUGAGCCGACAAUUUUGUUCGGCUUUUAGAGAAGACGAACUCAAUCGCCACGCUCUGUUGAAACACUUCCCCAGAGCAAGAGAGCUCCGAGGUGCGUCCGUUGACGGCUGGGCAGAGCUCUUCUCGAAAGUUGCCUCGCGUUAUCACUACUUAAGAGCAGGCAAACCAAGAGGGAUUGAGAAGAUUGCUGUGGCAAAAUCAUGGCUGGCUCCCGAAUGGUCCUCUUAUUACCCUAUUGGACAGUGGCAACGUGAACUUGCAUUUGAGGGGAAAAGAGCACGUUUUCACUACGCAGAAACGUUGUGGACUUAUGAUGACGGAUAUCUGGUCUACCCUUCUGCAUCUUUAAAGUGCUAUGUUGUCCACGAUCUCGAAAGUGGAACCCGUCAUGAGAUUGAUAUUGAAUCGAAGGGAAAGAUUGUCAGAAGGUUGAGACUGAAAUCACAAGUUCUCAUCGUCGAGUGGAGCGAGCGUGAAGCCUAUCAUCAGUUAAAUGAGACCGAAGAAGUUCAUCGUCAUUUUGCUACUGCAUAUGAUAUUCAACAUGACCUAGAGGAUGGCAAGAUAAGGGCAACAUUCCGGUAUCUCGUUAACCCUACACUUAUUUCUUACUGA